This is a messenger RNA of Rhipicephalus microplus (southern cattle tick), 6713 nucleotides long. RefSeq names its product activating signal cointegrator 1 complex subunit obelus. Gene Ontology annotation, molecular function: nucleic acid binding; ATP hydrolysis activity; ATP binding. The record is from RefSeq and is a predicted model, not a curated record. Lineage: Eukaryota; Metazoa; Arthropoda; Arachnida; Ixodida; Ixodidae.
UGAGAGGUCACGUGGUUUACGUGUUGUGAAGGCUCAGCGUGCCGGUACCGUUUCGUAGGGGUUCUGUGGCGCAGUUCACAUUACAUUUACUCGCUUGUGAGAUGGUCGUCAAUUGGAGUUGCCAUCUUCACCACUCGGGAUGAAUCACCUGGUGCAACCACACUUUACAGAGACCCUUCGAACAUUCUCUAGUGUGGCCGCAAAUGAAGAAUGUUUUGCGGAAGCACAUGACGCAGUUGCUCAGAAGAAACACUUUCAGUGUGAGAAGCGUCGCAAAAAAAGUAGUGCAGUCUGGAAUUACGUUCGGCAUAUUGUGUUGUCUGUGAAGGAGGCAUCGAAUACAGAUAUAGUGGUCACACUGCAAGAACUUCUUCGGUGUGCACAGGAAUUGUCUGGUGGUGACUGCCUUGAGGAAGUGCUGCAUGCCGGAGCAUUGCAGCUGCUGGAAAUAUUUGAAGAAGCUGACGGGGGUCACGGCCAUGUCACCGAACAUCAACGCCAGCAGCUCAGAAGGGCUUUUGGCAGCUUUCCUGCCGAGCUGGCCAACAAGGCACGUGCCUCGGUGCAAAAAAUUUUCUCCUGGCUGACGCCGGAAAUGAAGCAGCUGCUGCUAGAGCAGAAGGACAGCCUGGAAGACUCGUUUCCUGAGGCCACGGAAUUCGCUCGCCGCAUCAAGGUGGGCAGUUUCCAGCAACUCAUGGAUGAUGAGGUGGAUGCCUGCUCCGAAGACGAACUGUUUGUCCAAGACCAGGCCUGCUUGGACGUCAGCUAUAAGGAGCCCACUGUUACCGAGCCAAGGAGCCGCUACGAUGGAGACUGGCUGAGGACUCAGGUGCAGAUGGCUCUUCUGAAAAGCAAUAAUUUGGGCCUCUCUGUGGAGGAACUGGUGAAUAUAGUGGCUCCAAUGCUGGACUCACACCGAACUGACAAGGAACUUGAAGGAGAGAUGUACGAAAUUUUUGGUGCAGAGCUUCUUGGUGUGAUUCAUGAUAUCCUCGAACACCGUAAAGAGCUGGUGAAGGCUAUGAACGCUGCUGCACUGAACGUGGUGGACACUUUUUCGGAUGUGGUUCCCAUUUACAAGAAUCAGCCUACAAAGCCUGCAUAUGGCUGCCAAGUUACUAUUCAGUCAGAACAAGAAAGGAAUUUGAUGAAAAAAAUUCAGAAGGAGGAAAAGAGGAUUGGUCGUGAUCGCAUGAAGAACGCCUCCAAAGAGCAAGAGGACAACACACAGUUGAAUGUUGAGUUUCUUCGUCGGCAGAAACAUGCUGAACUCAAUGCGGAACUCAUGACAGCCAAGGCUACACCCUUGCUGGCUAGAAGGCCAGCAGCACGUGUGGAGAGUUACCCAAAUGUUUACGACUCCUUUGCAGAGGCGAAGAAGUCAGCUGCCUUCAUAGCCGGUGCCAAGAUGACUCUCCCGAUUGACUGUAAAAUUACGUCCACUGGAAAAUAUGAAGAGGUGUCCAUACCACUGAGCAAGCCCCCGCCACCAAAUGUUGGCAACAACCUGGUUAAAAUAGCCAACUUGGACGAGGUCUGCCAAGCAGGUUUCCGUGGUGUGAAGACCUUGAACCGGAUACAGUCGAUUGUGUUUGACACUGUCUACAACACCAAUGAGAAUCUGCUCAUCUGUGCACCCACUGGUGCUGGCAAGACCAAUGUGGCCAUGCUGGCCAUUCUUCAUGAAGUGAAACAACACAUCAAUGGCCAGACGCUGAAUGGAAACUUCAAGAUUGUAUAUGUGGCUCCAAUGAAGGCUCUUGCAGCCGAGAUGGUUCGCAACUUCAGCAAGCGGCUGGAGACGUUGGGGGUGGUGGUUCGAGAAUUGACUGGCGACAUGCAGCUAAGCAAGGCUGAAAUAAUGAAGACACACAUGCUGGUGACAACACCUGAGAAGUGGGAUGUGGUCACACGAAAGUCCACUGGAGACAUUGCACUCAACCAGAUUGUCAAGCUGCUUAUUCUGGAUGAGGUCCACCUGCUUCACGGAGACCGAGGCCCCGUCCUGGAGGCACUUGUCGCACGCACGUUGAGACAGGUGGAAUCGUCCCAAACAAUGAUUCGCAUUGUUGGGCUCUCAGCAACGCUGCCCAACUAUGAGGAUGUGGCCCACUUUCUGCGUGUCAAUCCACGUCAGGGCUUGUUCUACUUUGACAACCGAUUUCGCCCUGUUCCCCUGGGGCAGACUUUUGUUGGCGUAAAGGCCACAUCACCUUUACAGCAACUGACUGACAUGGAUGAAGUCUGCUUUGAAAAGGUCUACUCGGUCAUCCAGAAGGGCUACCAGGUCAUGGUGUUUGUUCACUCUCGAAACUCGACUGUUAAGACUGCCCGUACACUGAGAGACAUGGCCCAGCAGCAAGGAAAGCUUCCCAAGUUUCAGGUCCAGCAGAGUGCUCAGCAUGCAGCUGCAGAGAAGCAAAUGGCGAGCUCUCGGAAUAGUGCGUUGAGGGACCUUUUCCCAUAUGGCUUUUCGGUGCACCAUGCAGGCAUGCUGCGUAGUGAUCGAAACCUGGUUGAAAAACUGUUCAGUGAUGGCCUCAUCAACGUCCUCGUGUGCACCUCUACACUGGCUUGGGGUGUAAACCUCCCAGCUCAUGCUGUUGUCAUCAAGGGGACGGACAUCUAUGACUCGAAGCAUGGCACCUUUGUGGACCUGGACAUCCUAGACGUAAUGCAGAUCUUCGGCCGGGCAGGCCGGCCCCAAUUCGAUAAGGAGGGCCAUGGCACCAUUAUAACGACACAUGCCAAGCUCAACAAGUACCUGUCGCUGCUCACCUGCCAGUUUCCUAUUGAGAGCAACUUUCACCAGAAUCUGGUGGACAAUCUCAAUGCUGAGGUCUCGCUGGGAACAGUUUCCACUGUCAGUGAAGCUGUUGAGUGGCUCAGCUACACUUAUCUCUUCGUGCGCAUGCGAAGAAACCCUCUGGUUUAUGGGCUAAAAGGCACUGCAUUGAUGGAGGACCCGACCCUGGCCAACUACCGGAGAGAGCUGGUCAUCCAUGCUGCCAAGGAGCUAGACAAGGCGCGAAUGAUUCGCUUUGAGCCACGCUCAGAGAGCCUUGACUCGACCAAUUUGGGUCGCACGGCCAGCCACUUCUACAUCAAGCAUGCCACCAUGGAGCGCUUCAACGAGAUCAUGGAGCGACGCACUCUAACUGAGGCUGACGCCCUGGCUGCCGUCUCUAAAGCCCAGGAAUUCGACCAGCUGCAGGUGCGAGAGGAUGAGCUGGAGGAGCUUGACUUCCUCAUGGACAACAGCUGCAAGGUGUUCGUGAAAGGGGGAAGUGAAAACUCCUAUGGCAAAGUGAACAUUCUGCUGCAGAACUACAUCUCUCGUUGCCCUGUUGAGACCUUCUCCCUGGUCUCCGACCAGGCUUACAUUGUGCAGAAUGCCACCCGUAUUCUUCGCGCCCUCUUCGACAUGGUGCUCCGGGCAGGUGGGGCCACCAUGGCUGGCCGCAUGCUCACCCUGUGCAAGGUGGUCGAGAGACAGACGUGGAACUUUGAGACACCUCUGAGGCAGUUCUCCGAGCUUGGCUUUAACGUGCUAAAGAACAUAGAGGAGAAAAACUUAAGCCUGGAGCAGAUUAGAGACCUCGGCUGCAAGGACAUUGGCAUGAUUGUGCACAAUGGACGGGCUGGCACAAUGGUGGAACAGUUGGCCCGACAGAUACCACAGGUUGUGGUGGUGCCCAAGAUUCAACCAAUCACCCGCACAGUGCUGAAGGUGCACCUGGACAUCACUGCUGACUUUCGAUGGUGUGACCGGUAUCACAAAGGGGCGGAGGCUUUCUGGAUCUGGGUGGAGGACCCAAACUCUGAUGAGAUUUACCACUACGAAUACUUCAUCCUCACAAAGCACCAGGUGAUCAAGCGGGAGAGCCAGAAUGUGGUGUUUACCAUUCCCAUCUCGGAGCCACUGCCACCACAGUAUUUGGUACGUGUGGACUCGGACUACUGGCUUGGCUCCAGCCAGACCAUCCCCCUCACUUUCCAGCACCUCAUUCUGCCUGAACGCCACCCACCUCACACGGAGCUGCUUGAUCUGCAGCCACUGCCUGUGUCAGCCCUGUGCAACACCACCUACGAGCUGCUGUUUCGCUUCAGCCACCUGAACCCGAUCCAGACUCAGAUAUUCCACACGCUCUACCACACGGACCACAAUGUGCUCCUGGGGGCUCCCACUGGUUCGGGAAAGACCAUUGCUGCCGAGAUCGCCAUGUUCCGCUCCUUCAACAUUUAUCCAGGAUCAAAGAUUGUGUACAUUGCGCCUCUGAAGGCCUUGGUUCGGGAGCGGAUUGAGGAUUGGAAGAUUCGGCUCGAGGAGAAGCUGGGAAAGCGCGUGGCCGAGCUGACCGGGGACGUCACCCCGGACUUCCGCAUGAUCACCUCGGCAGAUGUGAUUGUGACGACACCAGAAAAGUGGGAUGGAAUCAGCAGGAGCUGGCACACCAGGGGAUACGUCCAGCAGGUGUCACUCAUCAUCAUCGACGAAAUCCACUUGCUGGGUGAGGGCCGAGGACCUGUGCUGGAAGUGAUAGUGUCGCGGGCCAACUACAUCAGUUCCUACACUAGCCGCAAGGUUCGCAUCAUUGGACUCUCUACCGCCUUGGCAAAUGCCAGAGACCUGGCCGAUUGGCUGGGCAUUGGAGAAGUUGGCCUGUACAACUUCAAGCCUGCUGUGCGGCCUGUGCCUCUUGAGGUUCAUGUGUCGGGCUUCCCAGGGAAGCACUACUGUCCCCGCAUGGCCCUCAUGAACAAGCCUACAUACAGGGCUAUCCAGCAGCAUUCCCCUGACAAGCCUGUGCUGAUCUUCGUCUCAUCACGGCGACAGACACGCCUCACUGCUCUCGACCUGAUUGCAUUCCUCGCUGCUGAGGACAACCCACGGCAGUGGCUGCACAUGCCUGAUCACAAGAUGGACUCUGUGAUCCAGGGCGUACAUGACCAAAACCUCAAACUUGCCCUGGCCUUUGGCAUUGGUCUUCACCAUGCAGGCCUGCAGGAGAAGGACAGAAGAAUUGUCGAGGAGUUGUUUGUGAACCAGAGGAUUCAGGUUCUGAUAGCCACAGCGACCUUGGCUUGGGGUGUCAACUUCCCGGCCCAUCUGGUUGUUGUAAAAGGCACCGAGUACUAUGAUGCCAAGGCUUCACGCUAUGUGGACUUUCCGAUCACUGAUGUCUUGCAAAUGAUUGGUCGAGCUGGCAGACCACAGUUUGAUGAUCAAGGUGUGGCAGUGGUGUUGGUUCACGACCUCAAGAAAAAGUUCUACAACAAGUUCCUCUACGAGCCAUUCCCAGUGGAGUCCAGCUUGAUUGAUGUUUUGCCUGACCAUGUGAAUGCCGAAGUGGUUGCUGGAACCAUCAGAUCUACACAAGACUGCUUGGACUAUAUGACAUGGACAUACUUCUACCGAAGACUCCUGCAAAAUCCAACAUACUAUGGUCUCGAGAAAGUAGAGCCCAAGCUAAUGAGCAGUUUCCUGUCAAAUCUUGUCAGCAAGUCGGUGCGCACAUUGCAAGACUCCUAUUGCCUAGAGGUGGACUCGGACGAGCGCACACUGAUCUCAACUGCUGUGGGCAAGAUUGCAUCCUUCUACUACUUGAGCCAUGAGACCAUGCGCCUUCUCUAUGACCAACUCAGUGUUGAUGCGUCCAUUGAGAAGAUACUCUACCUUCUCACCCAAGUCAAAGAGUACUCUGAGCUUCCUGUGCGGCACAAUGAGGACCUCAUCAAUGGGGAUCUUGCCAAGGCUUGCCCGAUACCGGUAGACUCCCUGGACAGCCCACACACCAAGGCACACCUACUUUUCCAGGCACAUUUCUCACGGUUGCAGCUGCCGAGCUCGGACUACAUCACCGACCUCAAGUCGGUCCUGGACCAAGCCAUCCGCAUCCUGCAGGCCAUUAUUGACAUAGUAGCCAACCAAGGAUGGCUGGCUCCUGCACUGUCUGGCAUUGUGCUGCUCCAGAUGAUCAUCCAAGCUCGCUGGCACUCUGAAAACACGCUGCUCACUCUGCCACUUGUUGACAACUCUGUGCUAGAAGACUUUGCGUCUGUGUCAGUCCACUCACUGCCAGAGGCCAUGCACCUGGUGGCCCAUUCACCAAAGGUCCUGGAAAAGGCUUUGCAGGGAAGGCUGAAGGAACGAGGAUUUCAACAGGUGAGGGAUGCACUGCUGAAACUUCCUAGCCAGAGUGUCCGGAUCAGCAUUCAAGGAUUGUCCUCUUCAACUUCCAAGGAGUGGAUGCAGGUCAAGCUGCAGCCUCUUCAGGGUCCCGUGAUGGACAGCCAUUGGCUGCCGGUUAGUGCUGGCAGCGAGUACAUGCUGCUGGUGCAGGUGAGCCACCGGGACCAGCGGCACUCGGACGGCCGAGCAGGCUCCAGUGUACAGGCCCUGGCUCCUCAUUACCCGAAGCCUAAAGACGAGUCCUGGUUCCUGGUGCUGGGGGACCGCGAGCGCAAAGAGCUUGUUGCCCUCAAGCGCACCGGCAGCAUGCGGGCCUCCUGCCGACAUCACCUCACCUUUCGAGUGCCCCAAGAAGUUGGGCGAGUCAUUUACACCCUGUUCUUGCUGAGUGAUUCGUACUUGGGGCUGGACCAGCAGUACUAUGUGUACCUGGACGUGGAGCCAGCAGGCAGCAAGGCAUAGCUUUUGUCAAUUGCAUGUUUCGCCGACAAUAAAUAUAUUGCAACUUUGAGCUGUA